Molecule: messenger RNA, 1694 nt
Organism: Bacillus rossius redtenbacheri
Lineage: Eukaryota; Metazoa; Arthropoda; Insecta; Phasmatodea; Bacillidae
Gene: CSN4
Product: COP9 signalosome complex subunit 4
Exons: 9
Coding region: 360-1592 (410 amino acids)
Cellular component (GO): cytosol; COP9 signalosome
Source: RefSeq, a predicted model, not a curated record
AUUACAUUCGUUGGAAUCACAUAAAUGGUACGAAUUAGGAAGAAUUUGCAAUGCACAAACUACAACCAUGGUCGUUGACUACAACUACCCUAUAUAACUGAAGGCAAUUGUUAAUUAGAUCAGGUGCACCAUAUUGAAAAAAAUGUUUGAAGUGUUGUUACAUUUCUCAAAGUUCCGGGCAAGCAAAUUUCUCUAAAGUUGUACGAACAUACAAUCGAGAUUGAAAUCGAGAUCUUUGUUUGUGAGACCGAUAAAGUAAUUCCGAUUACUAGUAAAAGGUGGUGUUGUUUACUAAUAUAUCUUGUUAACGCCAGCAGCUAUUGAAUUUGGUUUGCUUUGUGAUUUUGAAAUACCGUGAAAUGUCAUCGAUUGUACCUGCUGUGAAACACGAACUAAAUCUUUUGUCUAAUUCUGGGGGUUCCCACAAAGAUCAAACAGAAAAAUACCAUGGCAUUCUGAACACUAUCUUGACUAGUGCAGUUGGCGAUGAUGUCGUGGAGGCAUUAAAAGUAUUUAUUGAUGCAAUCGUGAACGAGAAUGUGAGCCUGGUGAUAUCACGCCAGAUACUGACGGAGCUGAGCAAUAGACUGGCUCAGCAGCCGGACACUAUCGCCAAGGUGGUGUCGCACUACAUACUGGAUAAGGUGCAGCCUCGAGUCAUCUCGUUCGAGGAGCAGGUGGCGAGCAUCCGCCAGCACCUGGCCAAGAUCUACGAGGGCGAGCAGAGCUGGCGGGAGGCGGCCGACGUGCUCGUGGGGAUCCCCCUGGAGACCGGCCAGAAGCAGUACUCUGUGGACUACAAAUUGGACACGUACUUGAAAAUCGCACGGCUGUACCUGGAGAAUGAUGAUCCUGUACAGGCAGAGGCAUUCAUCAAUAGAGCGUCUUUGUUGCAGGCCGAGUCGAAGAACGAACAGCUGCAGAUAUAUUACAAGGUGUGUUACGCUCGCGUGCUGGACUACAGACGCAAGUUCAUCGAGGCGGCACAGCGCUACAACGAGCUGUCGUACCGCAACAUCAUCGACGAGGGAGAGCGCAUGAUGGCACUGAAGAAUGCUCUCAUAUGCACCAUCCUGGCCUCCGCCGGACAGCAACGAAGUCGUAUGUUGGCCACCCUGUUCAAAGACGAGCGUUGCCAGCAUCUCCCAGCGUAUUCUAUUCUGGAGAAAAUGUAUUUGGACCGCAUCAUCCAUCGCUCAGAACUCCAAGAGUUUGGAAAUUUUCUCCAGCCUCACCAGAAAGCCUCAACUUCAGAUGGCUCGACCAUUCUGGAGCGAGCGGUCAUCGAACACAACCUGCUGUCGGCCAGCAAGCUGUACAACAACAUCACGUUCGAGGAGCUGGGGGCCCUGCUCGAGAUCCCUCCGUCCAAGGCCGAGAAGAUCGCCAGCCAGAUGAUUACGGAGUCUCGCAUGAACGGACACAUCGACCAGAUCGAUUCCAUCGUGCACUUCGAAACUCGAGAGGUCCUACCAACUUGGGACAAACAGAUCCAGUCGCUGUGCUACCAAGUGAACCAGAUCAUUGAGAAGAUCAACAAUAAUGAGCCAGAGUGGAUUAACAGGGUGUCUGAAGAGCAAAUGGUUCAUUGAAUGGAUUUUUUCUCUCCUUACACUUAAAUGUAUCCCAGUAAAACUAAGAAAUUAAUUUUUUUUUAUUUACAAUAAAUAAUAAAAGUUGUGUUAUUUUACAAA